Messenger RNA from Uranotaenia lowii, 3177 nucleotides. RefSeq names its product myoneurin. The coding region runs from base 641 to 2890 and encodes 749 amino acids. The transcript is spliced from 7 exons. Gene Ontology annotation, cellular component: nucleus. NCBI's taxonomy places the organism in Eukaryota, Metazoa, Arthropoda, Insecta, Diptera, Culicidae. The record is from RefSeq and is a predicted model, not a curated record. Gene Ontology annotation, molecular function: protein binding. Gene Ontology annotation, biological process: regulation of transcription by RNA polymerase II.
AGCUUCUAUGUUAUAGCCGAAGAGUCUAGUAUUGAUCUAUCGUCAUUAUGAGUGCGUCGCUGUUGGCAUAGACAUUAUUUUGGAGUAUCUGAUACUGUGCCGUCGUUGAAAUUAGUGUAUUCUGAUCCAUCCGGAACUUAAAUGAUGUUUCUAAACUAACAUUUAUUAGUUUAUAUUGAACGAUAACGGAACGCCAGACGUAUUUGUGUAUAUGAGAUUCGUUGUGCUUAAUUGAAGAGGAGAUUUUCUGCAAUCUAUAUAUACCAGACUACGCCAACAAAGGAUAUCGAUUUUCUAACAGGAUUUCGUUUUAUCCAACCCGAACAACAAUUUAGGUAUAUAUACAGUAUUGUGAGGUUGAUUAAUUUAUCGAUUGUUUGAUGGAAUCGGAAUCUCAGUCGUAUUCUUAGCUUAUGGUUUGGGGCGUAGAAGUGAACAAUGAUUGCAUCAAAAGGAGUGGGAAAAUUCCAUGUCGGCUAGAUAAGCAUAGUGAAAAAGUGGAUUACUGGACUAUUUCCUAUAAAGUGCGAACGUGUUGCUGCUUCAACAAUUCACCAAUUUAGCUGAUCAACUUCGGGCAUCUGGUGUGACAUCCUAACGCGUCAUCAACUAUUCCAGACAUCCACAAAAACCGAACAACAUGGAUCUUUGCAAAAGACGUAUGACGCUCGCUCCCAAAAUGGACUUCGAUCUCUCGGCCUAUCACUGCGCGAUCUGUUUGCUUCGGCAGAAUCCCCUCAAAACCCUGAGUAGCUUCACAGUUGAGGCCAUCAUCAGACAAGGUCGUCCAACUCCGGAACUACCAACACUCUCCAAAGAAUGUCGCUACAAGGGAAAAAUUUUCACCCGUCGUUUCAAAAAGGAAAAUUAUCUCCGAUAUCGUUGGAUGGCCGGUUGUGGCAUUGAAAACAAACUUUUUUGUUGGCCUUGUUACAUGUUCUCCACUGAUCCGACCGAUACCUGGGGCUUCAAAGGUUUCGAUGGACUGAGUAACUUCAGCAAUUCCGUCAAGACGCACAUCAACCAAGAAGCUCAUUUUCUCAAUGUUGAAAAGUACAAUAGCUGUGCACCCGAAAAAUGUAAGAUCAGUUUUGAAAUCAGUUUCAAAGGUCAAUCUCCAAAUUCAUCGUUUGCUAUGAAUACAAAGCGGAGAGUUAGCAAAACGAAGCCCAUCGAGAUGAAAACGAUUAUUGAUGACGAUGAAGACUAUAACGAAAGUUUUCACCAUCCUGACGUCAUCAUGGAGGAUUUAGAGGAUGAAUAUUUCCGGGAAGCUGAGCUGAGUUCAAGGGAUGUCAGCGAUGUCUCACAAUCGGCAGGUGUAAACAGUGCCGAUAAAUACCAACUAAAGUGGCAUUCGCACCAACAAAAUCUCAAUUCGUCUAUUUCUUGUUUGUACAGGAAUGAUCGUUACGCAGAUGUUACAUUAAUUACUUGUAACAACGAAGAAAGCUUCGCUAUUCCCGCCCAUAAACUUGUCCUUGGAUCUUCUAGUACGUAUUUUGCCAACAUAUUCGAUAAAACAGUUGCACCACUAAAUGCAAUGACCUACAUAGUUCUUCCUUCGGAACUUACUAAACGUUCUAUGCAGACGCUGAUCCAGUACAUGUACACGGGUGAAUCGACAGUUUCGGUCGAUAUUCUAAACGAAGUUUUACGUGGUGGCGAGAUAUUGAAGAUUCGUGGGCUUUGGAGAAAUCAAUCCGGUACUGAUGGCGCACCAGAACAGCCAUCGGGAAAGGAGAAUGAACAGCAUCAUAGCCGGCAUCGCACGGAACGUAUUUCGAUUGACCGUGUUCCCUUACAGGAGCCACAACGUUCUACCCAGGGAUCUGUUGUUGUUCACGAUAGUCCAGUUAUAGUGACAAAUCCUGCGAAGACAUACAACGUCAGUCAUGCUUCAACCAGUUCAUCGAAUCCGAUGAUAAACGUUAAAAGAGACGUCGCGGUUGACCCAGGCGAUAGGUCCAAAUCGGUUCCUGAAGGAUCGACAAAUAAACGCAGUCACACAGCGAUGAAUCAAGAAAAUAGCAUACAGGGAGCAAGGCAGCAUAUUCCUGCAAAAAUAACUUCACCAAGAGCAGCUUUGGCCAAUGCUGAAAAUCUUCCGAAUUCCCGAAACACAGGAACACAAAAAAUGCCUGAAGCUUUGAAUUUUUUGAAUGUUAAAGAAGAACCGGUAGAAUGGACGGAUGUUCCACCUGAGGAAAUAAACAUCGAUAAGGCAUCGUUUCCUACGGUGAAGGUUGAGCUAAGAGAAACUACAAAUUUAGCGCAUGAAAGUGGAGGAGAAUCAACUAGCCAGGAGCAGGUGUACUCUCCAUUAACCUGUGAACUGUGUAGCGAAACGUUUACUAUUCCUGCAGAAUGGGUUCGCCACAUCGAAAGUCAUUCCGACCCACCGCACACAGUUUCCAAACGGCGUAGGAGAGUUGACGACGAUGACGAGGCGGACGUUACGGCGGCGCUGAAAUGUGAUUUGUGUGCUAUGUACUUUGUUACUCCUGCCGAAUGGGUUCGCCACGUGCAAAGUACUCACACCGAAACUGAACUGGCCAUGUCAAACAACAGUUCUCUUCGGAGGCAAAGCUCCAAAACCUACACUUCCGACGCACAGAGUUCCUUGGUCACUCAACUAGUAGCACAUCAGCAACAGCAGCAGCAACAACAGGAGAAAACUUGUUCGGUCUGUAACAAAAGCUUUCCUUCCUACGCCAGUAUGUUGAUUCAUAAACGAACACACACAGGCGAGAGACCGUUCUACUGCGAGAUCUGUAACAAAGGAUUCAAUGUAAAAUCCAACCUGCUGAGACACAUGCGCACGCUACAUAACCAGCAAGGAGGCACUUCACCAUCUCAAGGCGGUUCGGACAGUCCCGGAUCGGAGUGAACCGCCACAUCGAUUUAAAGAUCUAUAAAUUAAGUCCCUCAGUAAAUGGUAUUUUUGAUACUGGCUACAUCUUCCUUUUGUAUAAAAACUGAUAAUUAGCAUGUAUUUUCGGUAAAUUGUGAAUUGUGAUGACAUUUUUAAAUAUCGCAUAACCUAACGAGAAAAGUUCUACUGGACAACGGCUGGACGAACCAUUUUAUUUUAUAUCCACGACAUUAUGGAGUGUGAUAAUAAAGAAUGAAUUAUCCCUUUUUCAGUGAAAAAUAAAUUAUUCUUGAUUAAAACGA